Molecule: messenger RNA, 918 nt
Organism: Hirsutella rhossiliensis
Lineage: Eukaryota; Fungi; Ascomycota; Sordariomycetes; Hypocreales; Ophiocordycipitaceae
Product: SMP-30/Gluconolaconase/LRE-like domain-containing protein
Exons: 2
Coding region: 1-918 (305 amino acids)
Biological process (GO): L-ascorbic acid biosynthetic process
Molecular function (GO): calcium ion binding; gluconolactonase activity
Source: RefSeq, a predicted model, not a curated record
AUGACGGACAAGUGGACGGUCGAGUCGCCCUGGCUGGAGCUGCACUGCGCCCUGGGCGAGGGGCCCUUUUACGAGAAGGCGGCUCAUGCGAUCCGCUUCGUCGAUAUCAAGAAGAAACAGGUGCAUACCGUGUCACUCGACCAGGGGCUCUCGUCGCUGCAGACGAUCCAGCUCGACGUCUGCCCCACCGUCACGUCGGAUAUCCAAGGCGUGGACCCGCGAGAGCGGAUCCUGCUGGGUGUCAAGCAUGGAGUUGCCAUACUGCAUCGCGAGACGGGCACGUACGAGAUGCUGGCGCGCUUUGGCGAGCCGGACAACGAGCGUCUGCGCAGCAACGACGGGGCAUGCGACCCGCACGGGAGGUUUUGGCUCGGCAGCAUGACCGACUUUGGCCUGGGAGAGAUGCAGCCUGAAGGCUCCCUCUUCCGUUUCAGCCACACCGGCCGCGAUGACGAGGUGAUGAAGGGGCUCACGAUCCCCAACUCGGUCGGGUGGUCGCCCGACGGCAGGGCCAUGUACUUUACGCACUCCAAAGCCCGCCAGAUCCUGGCCUGGGACUACGACCCGUCGUCGGGCGCCCUUGCGCGGCAGCGCCUCUUCUACCAGCACGCCGGGCAUGGCGAGCCCGACGGCUUCCGCAUCGACGUGGACGGCAACCUCUGGAGCGCCGUGUACGGCGAGGGGCUGGUGCUCAAGAUCAGCCCGCGGGGCGACGUGAUUGGGCGGGUGACGCUGCCGACGCGAAACGUAACCUGCGUGCAGUUUGCGGGGACGGAGCUGGUCAUCACGUCGGCGGCGGACGAGGCUGAGGAUGCCGACUCGGUGAGCAGGCGGCAUGGCGGUGCCGUCUUCAGGGUGGACGUGGGCACGCGGGGGCUGGAGCUCUUCGAGUUCGUGAUGGGUCCGCGUAGGAAAUGA